UCGGAGGUGAUGUCAUGGCGAGAGCCCAGCAGUGGUGCUGAUGUUGAGAGAAGCCCAGGGUACCACUAAUUGAAGGAGUGAGAAGAGAACAGCUCGCUUUGGAAACCGGACUGCAGGGCUGUGAUCCAGUUCUGAGCUGGUGAUAAACACUCCCCUGUGACUUUUGGUCAAUCCAGCCACCAGAUUCCAGCCAACAUGACCCUCGCAGCCUAUAAGGAGAAGAUGAAGGAACUCCCACUAGUGUCUCUGUUCUGCUCUUGCUUCUUGUCUGAUCCCCUGAAUAAAUCAUCCUACAAAUAUGAAGGCUGGUGUGGGAGACAGUGUAGGAGGAAAGGUCAAAGCCAGCGGAAAGGCAGUGCUGACUGGAGAGAAAGAAGAGAACAGGCAGAUACAGUAGACCUGAACUGGUGCGUCAUCUCUGAUAUGGAAGUCAUCGAGCUGAACAAGUGCACCUCGGGCCAGUCCUUUGAAGUCAUCCUGAAGCCACCUUCCUUUGACGGGGUGCCCGAGUUUAAUGCCUCCCUCCCAAGACGGCGAGACCCAUCAUUAGAAGAGAUCCAGAAGAAGCUAGAAGCAGCAGAGGAGCGAAGGAAGUACCAGGAAGCUGAACUCCUGAAACACCUCGCGGAGAAACGAGAGCACGAGCGAGAGGUGAUCCAGAAAGCUAUCGAGGAAAACAAUAACUUCAUCAAGAUGGCAAAAGAGAAGCUGGCCCAGAAGAUGGAGUCCAAUAAGGAGAACCGGGAGGCCCAUCUGGCUGCCAUGUUGGAGCGGCUGCAAGAGAAGGACAAGCACGCAGAGGAGGUGCGGAAAAACAAGGAGCUGAAGGAAGAGGCCUCCAGGUAAAGCCCAGAGGCCAAGGAAGUUUCCAGGACAGCCGGACAGCUCCCGUAGCAACCUGGUUCCAGCAGCCUCGGCUGCUGGCUGCUCUCCCAGCACUGGGGUUCGGGGGGAGGGGGGUGGCCAAGGGGCGUUUCCUCUGCUUUUGGUGUUUGUACAUGUAAAAGAUUGACCAGUGAAGCCAUCCUAUUUGUUUCUGGGGAACAAUGAUGGGGUGGGAGAGGGGACAGUGAGAGUGUGGAAGAGGGAGGUGAAGAUGAGCCCAAGGACAUUGUGACACUGUCCACUGACUGCAGACUUGGGCCAAGGCCCCCGCUUUUCAUGGCUCUGCCUGGACAUCCGGCCUCCAGGUUCCGAGUGGAGAGAAGAUGAGAACCGGGGUAGAAGUUCAGCGUGAAGGGCAGAGUCCUGGCGGGGUGGUGGCUGCAGGGCCAGCAGGACAAGCCCGUCUGGAUGGAGUGAGACCUGCCCUGCAGCGGGUGGGAUAAGGUCUGUGUGCGUCUGUUCAUUGUCAUCUUUUGAUCAUCAUGACCAAUGAAACAUUUACUUC
Messenger RNA from Mus caroli (Ryukyu mouse), 1390 nucleotides. It is a transcript of the gene Stmn4, whose product is annotated as stathmin 4. Gene Ontology annotation, biological process: microtubule depolymerization; regulation of microtubule polymerization or depolymerization; neuron projection development. Gene Ontology annotation, molecular function: tubulin binding. Gene Ontology annotation, cellular component: neuron projection; cytoplasm. The record is from RefSeq and is a predicted model, not a curated record. Lineage: Eukaryota; Metazoa; Chordata; Mammalia; Rodentia; Muridae.